Molecule: messenger RNA, 1438 nt
Organism: Guyanagaster necrorhizus
Lineage: Eukaryota; Fungi; Basidiomycota; Agaricomycetes; Agaricales; Physalacriaceae
Exons: 4
Coding region: 152-1132 (326 amino acids)
Molecular function (GO): protein binding
Source: RefSeq, a predicted model, not a curated record
AUCUGACCAUCUCGUCUCGUAUUACAUGGCACUGUACCUCCACCCAGCAGAAUAGCGCCAUUUUCACCAGUGUCCUCCCCUUCUUGCGAGUCUCCAUUUCUUCACCAUCACGCAUAGCUGCUGUGCCGAAACACUUGUUUACCCUUUCGGCAUGUUAGCAUCGAAGUCUCUUUAUACACCAGCAAACGAGUUUGAACAUGAACACUUAAUAACGUUGCUUCUUCGUAAGAAGAGGCCCUUGUUAGAUGCUGACACGGCGCGGAUCGAAGAAGAUAUCUCUACCCUUGAACUCGAAAUCUCCAGUUUGGAGAGACAAAUGAUCAUGCUGAUGCGCAAAAAAGACCAGUUGGAGCAUUCGCUGUCCAGGCGAAAAGCACUGCUGUCGCCUAUCCGUCGUCUUCCAAGUGACGUUCUUCUGGAGAUAUUCUCCUGGGCCGUUCAUCGUCCCAAGAACAGCCUCGAUGUCACCACGGGCGUGUGGCCUCUGGGCCAAGUCUGUGGAUGCUGGCGAGACAUUGUAUCAACCUUGCCUGUCUUAUGGUCGGUUGUCAUUUUGCAACCGCCGUACACGCACCACUCAGUGGACAUACUCUCCCACCAUUUCCGUCGCUCUGCACAGUUUCCAUUAUGGAUAGCAAUAAGGACUGAAGGCCACGUUAUUGAUAGACGUAUCUUUGAUAUGGUCCUUCAAAAAUCCGCGUUGUGGAAAAUGGUGGACAUGUGCGCUCGAUCGAAAGACCUAGAGAAACUUGCUUCUGUAUCAGGAAAUAUUCCUUUGUUGGAGGAGUUGUAUGUUUCUACCGCAGACACUGCGGACUUCAGCACAGAUGCAUUGUCCUCUGCACCAUCUCUUCGACGUGUCAACGUUGAAUCGCUGGAGAUUUCCCAGAUGCCUUUGAAUGCUAGCCUAAGCAUUCUCACGCAUUUUAGUGGAACAUUGCAUCAUUUGGCAGACAUCCGGUACAUCACCCAGGUACAAACGCUCGUCGAAAUUAGUAUCUUGUUUUUCGACGAUUGGGAUGGACCUCUGGACUCUAGUAAUUUGUUACCCGUUCGAAUGGAACAACUUCAGUCCCUAACAGUCAAUGAUAUGGGGAUGACGUUGACAUUCAUUCGCUUCAAGAAUUUCUGACGCGAUCCGCUUGCUCCAUCGAACAUUUGGCCAUUUUCCCGGAGGUGGUUCAGAAGUUCCAUCAUCUUAGGGCCUUCACAAAAAAUUUUACUCAGCCUGAAAUCCUUUCCGCAAUGAAGAGGCUGACGUUCACCAUCAAUAUCGAUGCCGUCUGGAAAAGACCUUACGGGAAAAUGGUCAUUGACGUCGUUCGCCAACGCUUUGAUGAAGAGCGAGCGGCAGAAUUGAAUGUCACAAGGCUGUCUCACCUGUGUAUAAAUUGUGUUAGUAACAGAGUCAUCAACUGGCUAAAAAGCGAUGGGCUUG